Molecule: messenger RNA, 3903 nt
Organism: Mesoplodon densirostris (Blainville's beaked whale)
Lineage: Eukaryota; Metazoa; Chordata; Mammalia; Artiodactyla; Ziphiidae
Gene: TANGO6
Product: transport and golgi organization 6 homolog
Exons: 18
Coding region: 42-3329 (1095 amino acids)
Biological process (GO): protein secretion
Source: RefSeq, a predicted model, not a curated record
GGCGCCUGCGCAGGUCGCAUGUGGCGCGUCCUACUCCAGUCAUGGCGGCUCUCCGGCAGACCGCGGGCAGCGGGGUUUUGGAAACGUGUGGUCUGGAGCGAAUUUUGGAGGCGUUGAAGCUGCUGCUGAGCCCGGGAGGAUCAGGCUCAAGUUCACUACAGAUCACGAAACAUGAUGUCCUGUUGACCACUUUAAAAUCUAACCUGUCUGCUUUGGAGGACAAGUUUCUGAAGGAUCCUCACUGGAAGAAAUUGAAACUCCUAAGGGAUGAAAUUGCUAAUGAGGCAGAAUGGCGACAAGUCUCUAUGGACGUCACCUGGCGUUUUACUUCCCAAAGCUUACUGUUGCUGUUGUGCUUGAAGGAAACCAUGAUCCGCCUUGCAGUUGAGUUCAAUCCAGGUAAACCCAACCCGAGGACUCCAGAAGCUGCUCCUGCCUUGAGCCCGGAUACACUUAGUAUCUCACAGCAAAAGACUAUCCAGUCAGUUUUGCAGUUUGUAGUUACCUUGGGUGUCUGCCCCUAUCUUGUGCCUGGUGUUGGAGUCCCUGUGAGUUACAGGACUGAGUUUGGUGCCAUUGUUCAGGACGUAGUGUGUCUCAGUGCUGCCCCCAGUGCACCCCGGAGACUGUACACCAGCUGCAAGGUCCUCCUAAAUGUUGCUCAGCACGCAUCUCUGAGGAGCUUGAUUUUCUGCCGCCAUUUUGGGGAUAUCGCAGCAGGUCUGUGCCAGCUGGGAUUCUGCCCAACCAAGAGGAAACCGCUAAAUCCCGAGGAAGAGGUGUUAACCGAAGACGAAAGAGCCCUAUCUAGGAAGGCUCUGAGAGACAUCUUGGAUCAAGUGUAUCAACCAUUAGCAGUCCGAGAAUUACUUAUCCUCCAGGGAGGACCACCCCAGUCCUGCACGGAUGGGAAGACACAAGUUAUGUGUCGGGCCCCAGCUUGGCUCCGGCGUCUAUGUGGGCAGCUCCUCUCUGAAAGGUUGAUGAGACCCAGUGGUGUUCAGGCAGUAGUCCGGGGCAUUUUGGAAGGAGCAGGUGCUGGGGCGGCUGGUGGGAGUGAUGCUGAGGCCACAGCUGCCGAUUGGAAGAAGUGUGACCUGAUUGCAAAGAUUUUGGCCUCUUGUCCCCAGCAGUCUCUUUCACCAGAGGAUUAUUAUAGAGAUAUCUGCCCCCAGAUUUUGGAUUUAUUUCACUUUCAAGAUAAAUUGACAGAACUACAAUUUCAGAGAGUUGCCACCACUACCUUUAUAACUAUGUCCAGAGAACAGCCACAACUGGCAGCAAAGUACUUACUUCAGCCAGUGUUAGCUCCUCUUCAUCGAUGUUUAAAUACAGCAGAGGUUUCAGAGUGUGACAUGGUGCCAGGGACCAUUUUGGUGACAGAAGAAGAACUCAGUAGAUGUAUUGAGGAUGUAUAUAAGGUGUACGUGGUCGGGAAUGAACCUUUAACAGUUUUGGUGGAUUCCCUGCUUCCUGUCCUGGGAGUGCUCUUUUCUCUCUACUGUUUUACCAAGCACAGUGUGUCUCACAUAAGGUCACUUUGCCAAGAUAUCUUAUUAUGGAUGCUGGGGAAACUGGAGAGGAAAAAGUCAAUUACUAGCCUGAAAGGAUUUGCAGGGUUGGACAAAACUGUGCCCUCUCUCCAUUCUCUGUGCCACUUUAGAGCUGCCACUCAAGGUGGCAUUAUGAUUACCAUCAAGGAGGCCGUUUGUGAUGAAGAUGAAGAUGAAGCCCUAUACCAGAAGGUGUCCUCAGAGCAGUGCCAGGUAGAGCACCUUGGGGACUUGCUGUCCCACUGCCAGGAAUGUGGUUUGGCAGGUGACUUCUUCAUCUUCUGCUUGAAGGAGUUGACUCACAUGGCUGAGGAAAAUGAAGCAGAGUUAAAAACAAAGCCCUUCUCCAGCAAAAGCCUCUUGGAAUUAGAGCAGCACCAGACUCUUCUUGUGGAAGGUCAGGAGCGGAAGCUGCUGGUCCUCCAGCUUACGGCUGUUCUGUGUGAGAGAAUGUCUGAGCAGAUAUUCACAAACAUCACUCAGGUUGUGGACUUUGUAGCAGCAACCCUGCAGCGAGCAUGUGCAAGCUUGGCUCACCAGGCAGAGAGCACUGUGGAAUCACAGACACUGAGCAUGUCCAUGGGGCUGGUGGCUGUCAUGCUGGGAGGAGCCAUUCAGUUGAAGUCAAGUGAAUUUGCCAUUCUGAAGCAAUUGCUGCCUCUGUUGGAGAAGGUCUCCAACACAUACCCUGACCCUGUCAUCCAAGAACUCGCCGUUGAUCUCCGCAUCACCAUCUCUACCCACGGAGCCUUUUCCACUGAGGCUGUCAGUGUGGCUGCCCAGAGUACCCUGAACAAAAAGGAUCCAGAAGGGAAAAGGGAAGAGCAGCAACAAACCAGUCAUGAAAAAUACAGCAAUGUGUCUUAUAACCACCUUGAACAACAGCGAAGCCAUUGCACAUCCAACCAAACAAGCCUGACACCUAAUGCUCCACUCGUUCCUCAGGAAGUCCGUGAGCCCAGCAUCACUACAAACCAGAAAUCAGGAAGCAUAACCACAGAACAGCUCCAGGAAUCUCUUUUAUCAGCUUAUGAUCCUCAAAUUCCAACACGGGCUGCUGCCCUGAGAACUCUUUCUCGCUGGAUAGAGCAGAGAGAACCAAAAGCCCUUGAGAUGCAGGAGAAGCUUCUCAAGAUAUUCUUGGAGAACUUGGAGCAUGAAGACACCUUUAUAUAUCUGUCUGCCAUUCAGGGGGUUGCCCUCCUCUCAGAUGUGUACCCUGAGAAAAUCUUGCCUGGCCUGUUGGCACAGUAUGAUGGCGGUAAAGACAAGCACACACUGGAGACCAGAAUGAAAGUCGGGGAAAUCCUGAUGCGAAUUGUCAGGGCAUUAGGGGACAUGGUCUCAGAGUACCGAGAACCUUUGAUCCACACCUUCCUGAGGGGAGCAAGAGAUCCAGAUAGUGCUCACAGGGCCAGCAGCUUAUCCAAUCUUGGAGAACUGUGCCAGAGGCUGGACUUCAUGCUGGGCUCUGUGGUUCAUGAGGUAACAACUUGUCUGAUUGCUGUGGCUAAAACAGACCAUGAAGUUCAGGUGCGCAGAGCUGCUGUCCAUGUGAUUGUGCUGCUGCUUCGGGGACUCAGCCAGAAAGCUACUGAGGUGCUGAGGGACGUCCUCAAGGAUCUCUACCACCUGCUGAAGCACGUGGUACGUUUGGAGCCCGAUGACGUUGCCAAGCUCCAUGCCCAGCUGGCCCUGGAAGAGCUGGAUGAGAUAAUGAGAAACUUCCUGUUCCCACCACAGAAGCUGGAGAAAAAGAUCAUGGUCCUGCCAUAGACCAACCUCAGAGGACGUGGAGGAGGCAGAGGGACCAAGCAGCCAGAGCAGUGCCCAAGCCUUCCAGCAGGUGGCCCACUGCCCCUUUGGUGCUGGCAAUAUGGCUGCCCCUGGAGGUGGCUUUAUGUCUCUGGUCCUGUGUGUCUUCAGGCUGACCUUCCUAAAGCAUCUAUUUAGCCAUCCUGCAUCCAGCCUGAAGUGUGUGCCGAUAAAAGAAAAAAAGAUUACAGAUCUCAUUAAUCUGCAUGCACAUUUUCGACUGUCCUGUAGCAUUUAGAGAAGGAUGUCUACCUGAUGGCAGUAUAUUUUUUAACACAACCGGUAGAAUUUGAUUAAUUGACCAUCCUCUUGCGACUUGAGUAGAAGAGGUUGGCCCACCCAUAUGUCACAUGUCUUGAUAUUCUUUCAUGGUGAGAUUGUCCCUCUUGUCAUGAGGAGCAGCCAGAGCUAGUCAUCCUUGGAUGCUCAAGAGGCAUUUCAGGGUACAGAGAUGCAAUUGUAGGUAGGGAGGGAAAGGAAAUUGUUAUCAAAACGUGCAAAACUGGAAUAAAACUAUCUUGGCUGGAAAGAAUAA